Molecule: messenger RNA, 2845 nt
Organism: Planococcus citri (citrus mealybug)
Lineage: Eukaryota; Metazoa; Arthropoda; Insecta; Hemiptera; Pseudococcidae
Product: poly(ADP-ribose) glycohydrolase-like
Exons: 12
Coding region: 194-2581 (795 amino acids)
Biological process (GO): nucleotide-sugar metabolic process; ATP generation from poly-ADP-D-ribose; regulation of DNA repair
Cellular component (GO): cytoplasm; nucleus
Molecular function (GO): poly(ADP-ribose) glycohydrolase activity
Source: RefSeq, a predicted model, not a curated record
CGUAGAAAUUCUGAUAUAAAAUUGAUAAACACUUGAGAGUCAAGUCUCGAGAAUUUGAAAAGCAAUGUAAAGCUAUGACUAAUUCGAAGUAUAUUUGGAAGAUAAAUGAUGAAAUUUCAAUUAAAAAUUGCAGCUCUAUCUUCAAUAUAAAGUGUACAGCUCAAAUUACCAUCUACAGUUAUCCGAGAUCGCCAUGACGACCGAAAAUAGUGCAACUUGGAAAGGAGUCCAUAUAUCGGAGCUGCGAAGCAGUCUGAACUUCCCACAGUUUCCAGAAGUGGUGAAUAAAGAUGACCAUACAGUACUUGUGCAGACUCCAAUUAUACCCGGUAAAGUGCCGGAUAGUUUUCCUUCGAUAUUCGAUAAAGUCGAUUUUUGGGACGCGAAUCACGUAAAGUUGCCUUGUUCGGAUAAAAAUGUCACCGAAGACCAAAUUAAGAGAUGGAGUUUAAUUAGAGACGCUUUAGGUUCGGUUAUAUUGUCUGGUCAACAGUUAGAAAUAGUUUUAUUGUCUUACAACAAACGGUUUGCCGAACGAUGGAACUUCUCCACCCUUCGAAUGUUUUUUGACGAAGUUUGCGACGAAGAAGAAUCAGCUGCCUUUUUUCAAUCUCUAUUACCAAAAAUGAUAGAUUUAGCAUUAUGCUUACCGGAACUUGUCACCGGAGGAAUACCACUGUUGAAACACGGUCGCUCCCAUUCCAUUACAUUAUCGCAAAUGCAAAUAGCUUCUCUCUUAGCGAAUGCAUUUUUUAUAACAUUUCCUCAUAGAAAUACACAAUCCAAAGGUUCCGAAUACGCGAAUUAUCCUUCUAUUAAUUUUACGAGGUUAUUUCAAGGAGUAUUUAGAGAUAGAAAAAAAGCUACCAUUGAAAAAAUAAAAAGUUUAUUGCAUUAUUUUCGCCGUGUUACCUCAUCACAUCCAACCGGUGUUGUGACUUACAGUAGACAUUUCGUACCUAAAUUAGUGAUUCCUGAUUGGGCAAAAAGUACCAAAUUAUUACCAAAGUUGAACGUGUCCUCCACAGGAACAAUCGAAGACGAAGGUUUUGGUUUAUAUCAAGUAGAUUUUGCUCAUAAAUUAAUCGGUGGAGGUGUAAUAGCAAAUGGAUGUGUACAAGAAGAAAUCAGAUUCGUGAUUUGUCCAGAAUUGAUUCUAUCUAGAUUAUUUACCGAAUGCUUAGAAGAUAACGAAGCUCUAAUUAUCACCGGUUGCGAGAGGUUCAGCAAAUACAAAGGUUACGGAAAAUCAUUCGAAUGGGAUGGUGAUUACAUUGACGGAACUCCUUCGGAUCAAGAAGGACGUAAAUACUGUACCGUUGUCGCCAUAGACGCGUUGUUUUUCCGAAAGAAUUUUGCCAAAGAACAAUACUCACCAUCUAAAAUGAAUCGAGAACUGAAUAAAGCUUACGCUGGAUACUCAUGGGGUACCCGUAGAAAUAAAAAUGAGUUAUGUGGCAUCGCUACUGGAAAUUGGGGCUGUGGUGUCUACAGAGGUAACGCCGAGUUUAAAUCACUUCUUCAGUUGAUGGCUGCUGCCGAAUCGAAUCGUGAUCUGGCUUAUUUCACUUUCGGUAACGAUGAAUUACGCGAUUCUAUGCACGCCGUUCAUGAGUUUUUGAUCAAGAACAAAAUAACAAUCGGGAAAAUCUACGACCUGUUAUGUCAAUACAACGCCGGCGCAUUUUACGACCGUAUACCUCUGUACGAUUACAUUAAAAACGAAGCUCUCUCCAGCAGCAGUUCGAAAAAGGUUGUAAAACCUUUCCCUUUGUUCGCCGACUUGAAGCGUUCAUUGAGUAACACGUCGAAAAAAAAAGUAGACAGAAAUAACUCAUCUCAGACCAAAAGUGAACCUGAUAAUCGUACCAAUUCCGGCGACGACGACGAAUCUCCUCCAGUAUCAAAGAGCACCGUAGACGUUGAAGAAAAAAAUAUGAAAUGCAAAGAAUCCCAGAUGCUGAUGCAAAUGUAUCAAUCGAGACCUACACCGAGCACUUCUGCUGCAAAUUUAAGCGAAGACAGCGACGAUAGCUUCGAUUUAGAUAAAUAUAGAAAAGUUAAACGUAGUAGAUUAAACGAUAUAAACACCGAUGAUACUGUGAGGAGUGAAUCUGAAGAUGAAACCCAGUAUCAGCCUUCGUACGAAUUAGAAGAAGAAACUAACCCUCAAUCCGAAAAAGAAGAUGAUAACUUAGAGGAAGACUCGAGACAAAUAGUCAGCGAUUCCGACGAGGAUAGUUCUCAAAAUUUCACUAGUACAAGUGCUCAAAUCGGCGAUGAUGAUGAAACGAUAGAGAGAGACCAUGAAGAUAUUCUCAGCAAAACAUCAGCGACUGAAAAUACCCAAGAACCUAGUCGAGAUGAAUCUGAUAUUAGUGAAAAUUUCGAACCAGCGAAAAAUUCUCCUAAAAAAGAUACUAAAACACCCUUAAAUAGUCGUUCGGUUCCUCUGAAAGGAUUAACAAUAGUUUCAAAAAAAUCCAAAACUAGUAGCAAUUCUUCGAAGAAAAAAUUCUCGUGUCAAAAAACUAAAAUUAGUCAUUAUUUUUCACCUUCGUCAAAUUCAAAUUCAAACUAAUUUUAAAUCUUUACUCCUUUUUUCAGAUGCGUUGAUUUUUCUAAACUUUAAUCGAAUUGAAUGUGAACUGAGCGAAUUGCAUUCGAACUGUAUGAUCAUAUUUCUAUCUGUGAUAUGCGAUGAUUUCUUCAAAGCUGUACAUUUCUGAAAUUAAGUGUACUUACGUAAUAUUAUUGUUAUUUUUUGUAGUGUAAAUUACUUGUAUUAUAGUUGUUGAAAAACUAUUUGAUUGUGUUUUGUAAAAAGUAAACAUUUUUCACGGUA